Molecule: messenger RNA, 1150 nt
Organism: Hypoxylon fragiforme
Lineage: Eukaryota; Fungi; Ascomycota; Sordariomycetes; Xylariales; Hypoxylaceae
Exons: 1
Coding region: 212-925 (237 amino acids)
Biological process (GO): mRNA splicing, via spliceosome
Cellular component (GO): spliceosomal complex; U4/U6 x U5 tri-snRNP complex
Molecular function (GO): zinc ion binding; nucleic acid binding
Source: RefSeq, a predicted model, not a curated record
GUGUUUUGAUUGGCUAAAGAAACAAUUAAACUAUGGUCUGAGCUCAAGCUUGCUGAGAGCCUGAGAUACUACGGCGUAGUACCUAUGGUCAAAUCUUGUUGGCUUCAUAAAGCGCCUACAUAUCCAAAUAAUAUCAGCAACUGCAUAACUAUCUUUUACCCACUAUCCGUCUUUGAAUUUGUCCUAAAUCUCAUCAUCACUAUUGUAGAAGAUGGCCGACAAGAAAGGCUCGGCAUACGGCCAGCCGGCGUCGGACACGUCGUUCCGGCGUACUUACGACCUGGACGAGUACGCCCAAAAGGCAAAGGAGCGAGAGACCUCGGAGCGGGAAGAGUCCAAGGCACGAUAUGAGGCCAAGCUAGCAGGCAAGAAAUACUACAAGCCCAUGACGGGCGACGAGACUCACACGCACGCACGCCGCGAAAUGAUUGAUUUGGAAGCCAAUGUCGGAAAGACAACCCUUGUGCCCGCUGGCGCCGGCGUGGGAAAACGGGGCCGCGGUGCCGGAUUCUACUGCAGUGCGUGCGACCUCACCUUCAAGGACAACAUGCAAUGGGUCGAGCACGUCAACAGCAUGCAGCAUCUGCGCAACAUCGGCGAGACGGGCGAGGUGCGGAAGGCCACAGCGGAAGACGUGCACCUGCGGAUCCUCGCCUUGUGGGAGCGACUGCAGGAGCAGAAGAAGGAUAGUGCGACAACACUGAAAGAGCGUCUGGAGUUGCGCGAAGAGGAGACGGCCAAGGAAAGAGAGGCAAGACGCCAAAAGAGGCAGGAGGAGCUGGCGAAGAGGAAGGCGGAGAAGGAAGCUGCGGAGAAGAUCAAGGUCGAGUACGGCGAAGAUGUGAGGGUAGAGGGUGAGCACGAUGAGGAUGAUAUGAUGGCAGCUAUGGGAAUCACUGGUUUUGGCACGUCAAAAAAGAAGUGAGCUUUCUCUCCUUCUAGGUAUGGAAAAGCAUGAUAAUCGUGCAUUCUAGCAUGAGAUACGGCGUUUACGAGAGGGUACUGGAAAGGGGUUUGACUUAUUUCGGGCGAGCUUAACUGGACUUGACUGUGUUACUUAUUUAUAUAUUACUACAUGUAGGUAGUAGCAUACGAUACCCUUUUUACUAGGCAUAUAAUGAAGGAACAUUAAUGAAUUGCUUCGAUAUUC